Molecule: messenger RNA, 2040 nt
Organism: Aspergillus mulundensis
Lineage: Eukaryota; Fungi; Ascomycota; Eurotiomycetes; Eurotiales; Aspergillaceae
Product: putative Ste20-like serine/threonine protein kinase
Exons: 4
Coding region: 1-2040 (679 amino acids)
Biological process (GO): protein phosphorylation
Molecular function (GO): ATP binding; protein kinase activity
Source: RefSeq, a predicted model, not a curated record
AUGGAAGGCCUGGUGGAUCCAGAGACGCUGUACAUGAAACAAAACUGCAUUGGUGGCGGAAGCUUCGGGCGGGUUUAUAAAGGUGUCGAUAAACGCAACGGAAAGUCAGUCGCAAUCAAGAUAAUUGAUGUGGAGAAUGCCGAGGACGAGGUCGAGGACAUCAUCCAAGAGAUCGCUAUCUUGUCCGAGCUCAACUCCCCGUACGUGACCAGAUACCAUGGAUCAUAUUUGAAAGGGUCAAGUCUUUGGAUCGUGAUGGAGUUCUGCUCCGGUGGCAGCUGCUCUGACCUCAUGCGCCCGGGGCCAAUUCCGGAAGAAUACAUUGUCAUCAUCAUUCGAGAACUGCUCAAGGGACUGGACUACCUACACAGCGACAAGAAGCUGCAUCGCGACGUUAAAGCUGCAAACAUUCUUUUGUCGUCGGGCGGCCAAGUGAAGCUGGCGGAUUUUGGAGUAUCUAGCCAGCUAUCGGCUACCAUGACAAAGAAGAAUACAUUCGUCGGGACUCCCUUUUGGAUGGCUCCAGAAGUAAUCAAGCAGUCAGGAUAUGAUUACAAAGCUGAUAUCUGGUCACUCGGGAUUACCGCGAUUGAGUUGGCUCACGGAGAACCUCCUUACUCGGACAUACAUCCCAUGAAGGUCCUGUUCCUGAUCCCAAAGAAUCCACCACCUACACUGCAAGGUGAUUACAGCAAAACAUUCAAGAGCUUCGUCGAACUUUGUCUUCGGAGAGACCCGCGAGAGCGACCGACAGCUAAAGAGUUGCUUGAGCAUCCCUUCAUCAAGCGAGCGAAGAAAACCAACUACUUGACGGAACUGAUCGAGCGCUAUGAGCGUUGGCAGGCAGUGAACGGCAAUAAAAAGGAUGACGAAGAUGACGAGUUGGACCAGGAACCCGCGGUCGGCCCAACGGCCACCGAGGAUGAUGACGAUCUUUGGGACUUUGGCACCGUUCGACCAGCGGGACGCGGGCACGCUCUCAAUCCGAUGAGAGUGGCAGACCUUAACGCUAGGGGUCAGGGCCCGAGAGACAGAGAUUCCAAACCCGAGCUCCGAAAGGAAGCGCCUAGGCCGAAUAACCCUACGUGUCCUCCUGCUCAUCUCAAGAGCACGCCUACUUCACCAAAGUUGGCUUCUCCAUCAAAGAUUCCAUUACCCCCGUCCCCGGUGAAACCAUCGCAUAUCGAUAACCUCCCAAAAACCCCUUCACAUAUAACACCCCAGAAAGUAAGGGAAAGCCCUGGGAGUGAUUAUGACAGGGCUCUACAGCAGUCUUUAGCACAAGAUUUGAGUUUCCUGCAACUAGAUCGUUCCCCGGAAAGCUCCAUGGCGACCCUCAUUGACAGAGGGAGCCCGCUCUCGACACCGUUGCCUCACCAGUCACGGUCAUCCUUUUCCAUGGAAACACCAGCUCUGCAGGCGUCACCUUCACGAAACUCCAGUGAACAGCAGGUCAGGUCCGGAAUCGAACCACGGCGUAUUCAGCCUCCACUCUUUUCUCAACCACAAGCUCAGCAGCAGUCCCAUUAUUCGCGUCCUCCUCCAACGCCAAAACAUACGUCUCCGCCGCCGCAACCUCAACCUCAAAACCAUUUACAUGCUCCUUUGCACAGCUUAGCACCCAGUCAUCCCGAUCUAAAUGGUCCUUCUUUAUACAACAAACCCGCUAACUCGAACGCACAACACACGAAACAGUCGUCGAACCCUCUUGAAGUCACUGCUCUUAACAGUGUUAUCCUUCCUGCUCUGAAAGAAGCCAUUAAUCGUCGUGCUCGUUGUGUAGAUAUCGCUACCCGGUCUACAAUAGCCCACGACGGUGAGAGUCUAAAAACGGCAUUGGAGCUUCAGUCCCGACGGGAACAUGCCCAAGAGAUGAUAGAAUCAUUAUCCAAUGAAUUAGUUGGAAUCCUUACCAGGCUCGAGCGGUGGGACAACGACGCCCCGGUGGGUAUGGGCGCCGGCAUCCCCUCCUUUCUAGAAGGAUUCCUGGAAGAGGUUCUUGUCAGGAUUGAGCCAGGCGAUGAUGACGAGUUUCGAUAG